AUGUUCGGAAUCAUAGCAGACCUACUGGCGGCCGUCGCCACGGUUCUUUUCCCCAUAUUCGCAUCCUACAAGGCCCUCCAGAGCGGCAAUGUGACGAACCUGGCGCCCUGGCUGAUGUACUGGGUCGUGUACUCGGCCAUCACCCUCGUCGAGUCCUGGCUGCUCUUCAUUCUCUCAUGUUAUACUGAUGCUGGUUGUGCUGCCAGGUUCCCGUUCUACAGCUGGAUACGGCUGUUUGCACUCUGCUACCUCGUCCUACCGCAGACCCAGGGCGCUAAGAGACUGUACCUCGAACACGUCGAGCCCUUCCUGAGCCACCAUGAGCGGGAGAUCGAGGAGUUUAUCGGCCAGGCCCACUCACGAGGCAGUGCGAUGGGACUGCAGUACCUGAAGAAACUGAUCGAUCUGGUGCGGACGAAGGCGAUGGGUCUCCCGCCGCUGUGGGAAGGGCAGGGACAGGCCCAGGCCGAGUCGAACGUCCCGGCUCCGUCGUACGCCCAGUCACUCUUCUCUCGCUUCAGUCUGCCCGCUGGUGUUGGGGGUGCGGCUGGCGGUGCUGGUGCUGGUGCGGGAGCAGGCUUCGGCGCACCAGACUUUGUGUCGAUGAUAGGUGGUGUGUUGGGAGGAGGAGCAAAGAGUCCCGAUGCUCAGGCCGCGGAGCUGAGUGCUAGUGGCAGGCUGCUGCCUCACCAUGUUGCUUCUGCCCCGAGAUCAGAGCAGGCAGCGUACAUCGCCUCGCAGCGAGACCGCCUCAAGGUGCUGCUGUCGGCGUACGAUCGGGAGUUUGGCAGCCUCAGCUCCGGCGGUGUCGAUGUCGGUGGCCCUGCUGGCUUCGAGCAUGAGUCCAGCGGUCUACGCAAGAAUAGGAGCGACAACUCGUUUGAGAACAUCGAGCAUGAGGAUCUGGGUGCCUCUUCGGCCUUUGAUAGAGAUCGGUUCGUGGACCAGAGGCGGCCUCGGAUGGGUGAUUUCGAAUAG
Molecule: messenger RNA, 978 nt
Organism: Microsporum canis CBS 113480
Lineage: Eukaryota; Fungi; Ascomycota; Eurotiomycetes; Onygenales; Arthrodermataceae
Product: HVA22 domain membrane protein
Exons: 3
Coding region: 1-978 (325 amino acids)
Source: RefSeq, a predicted model, not a curated record